AUGCAGCAGUCAGGACAGCGCCCUCCCUCAGCAUCUGCACGGGCCCAGUUUCCUCACCACCAGAGAUAUGGCCGCCACACCAGUACGAAUCGCCAAAACAAUCCACCAUGUAACACGACUGCUGAUCUGGAACGUAGGCUGUUGAAAUUGGCCAACGCCAACAACUGGAUGUAUCUAUUGCCAUUAAAAUUGUUGGUGACGAGACCAGAACUACGCAAGCUUGACCUGGGCUUAUUCCUCGACAUGCAACUCCAUUUUCUAUCUGAAGUGAGUGCAAUGAAACGUUUUGGAAGGUGGUGGCUUUGGCAGAGGACUAAGUUCCUGAAAGGUAGAGGCAUUGACGCCCAAUGCGAUAUUGCCGUUGCAAUAGAUGAUCUACGCACGCAGGGGAAGUGCUCGGGUAAAGUGGCUCGGCCAGAUCUGAUUCACACCAGUCCUCCAAUAGUGAAAGGCUCUGAUCAGUUUGAUGGCCCCGGCUUAGUGUGUCAUCAUUGUGGCCAACAGUUCCCGUCAGAUCAAUUGACUAAACGAGCCCUCUUGAAGAUGAAGAUCAAUGCGCCAUCCUACGCAUGUAUCAACUGCAUUUCAAUCCAUGUGACAAUGUGCAAGAAGGAAAAGGCUGAUGGUUAUUUGAACAAGCGUCUAGCGAAGACAAAAAUAGAAGAGGACCUCAAGUGCCAAGCACGCGAAACUGUCGACAUGGAAGCAAUGCUUGAGGAGCUCAAUGUUCCGAUUCACACCAUUGGUCCAACGUGCACUGAGCAAAUAGAGCUAUGCAAACCAAUGACACUUGUCACAUAUAGGCUACCAGUAUGUGCAAAUCCCGAAGAUCCAAUUGAUGGUGCAUCAUUGUCCCCUUUGGCUUUCCUGGAUUGCCAUUGGCCUGAUAAGAGGGCAAGUAAUCACGGUCGUGUUCUUAAUCUGGAGAACGAACAAGAUGGUACAGAAAUCCUAGUCCUGUUUGAAUCAGCACUUGACAGUAAAAGAAAAGAAGAAGAGGACUUCAUCCUUCUAUUGUCCCAUGCAACAGCCCCCCCCUUCAGCCUCCAUGCAUUUUCCAAGUCGGAAACAGAGCAUAUUGUUAUGCAAAUGAAAGGACCCAGAGCUGGGGCUGCAUCGGGGUACACUCUCCCAGGUGUGGAAAGUAGCCAGCUAUCAAAGUGCACUAAAAAGGGGUGUGUCAUUUUCCCCCUGGUUCAAAGUCCUGGUGGAGGUGUGAUUUACCAUGGCAGCCAUGGUCGACCAGUGUGCUUCAAUGGUGUCUACCCAAAAAUGGACAUGAGACGAAUGAAUAAGAAUCAAAGGGAACAGGAGAUCAAUGGUGAUCGCUCCCAACAGGAUGUGAUUCUGUCAGAGAUGAUUUGUCGGAUCAGGUCUAUUUGUGUGGCUUAUAAGUAUGUGAGCCAGAAGCGAUACAGGUCAGCCUUGCAGACUUGGAAGAAGACUUUAAGAAGAGCCAUCAAGUGGCAGUCCAAAAGAAGGGAUGGUUGCAAGCAGAAAGGGUGGUUCCAUGACAUGAUGGAGAAAUUCGUCUCCAUUCAAGGGCAUUCAAUCCUUGGAGCAUCUCUUCUUAUUGUUGCUGGGACCACUGGAGCAAUGAAGAACCACCAAGCAACAGCAGUGCACAAAGAUGGAAACACCAGCCAUGUUGUUGAAACUUUGGCUUACUACUCCCGUAUCAAGGUAAAUGAAAUGGAGUGUCCCAGCAAUUUUCCCAACAGUGAACCCUUCGCAUAUAUGUUCCUGCCUGACUACUGUGCUGCCCUGGCACUUCGCCCUUGUCUUCAUCUGAUGAAUUGCAGCUUGAAGAGUAUUCGACAUGUGGCAGAUUAUUCAAGGAACCAUUUGAACUGGUCCUGUGCAUAUGGUCCUAAAUAG
Cylindrotheca closterium is the source of this 1878-nucleotide messenger RNA. The record is from the annotation of a GenBank genome assembly. NCBI's taxonomy places the organism in Eukaryota, Bacillariophyta, Bacillariophyceae, Bacillariales, Bacillariaceae.